Tachysurus vachellii is the source of this 1143-nucleotide messenger RNA. Its product is annotated as creatine kinase B-type-like. The record is from RefSeq and is a predicted model, not a curated record. Bases 16 to 1128 code for a protein of 370 amino acids. Gene Ontology annotation, molecular function: creatine kinase activity. Gene Ontology annotation, biological process: phosphocreatine biosynthetic process. NCBI's taxonomy places the organism in Eukaryota, Metazoa, Chordata, Actinopteri, Siluriformes, Bagridae. The transcript has 7 exons.
AACUAUUUAAAAAAGAUGAAGUACUCGGCUGAAGCAGAGUAUCCUGAUCUGACCAAGCACAACAACCACAUGGCUAAAGUGCUCACCCCUGCCAUGUACAAGUGCCUGCACAACAAACAGACACCGAGUGGCUUCACGCUGGAUGAUGUGAUUCAGACUGGAGUCGAUAAUCCAGGUCACCCAUUCAUUAUGACUGUGGGCUGUGUGGCUGGAGAUGAGGAGACCUAUGAGGUGUUUAAGGAGCUGCUUGACCCAGUCAUUGAGGACAGGCAUGGAGGAUACAAGCCCACCGAUAAACACAAAACUGACCUGAACCCAAACAACCUCAAGGGUGGGGAUGAUCUGGAUCCUAACUAUGUGCUGAGUUCUCGUGUGCGAACAGGCAGGAGCAUCCGUGGUUUUUGCCUGCCACCACACUGCAGCCGUGGAGAGAGGAGAGAGAUUGAAAAACUCUCCAUAGAAGUUUUAGGUGCCCUGAGUGGAGACCUGAAGGGAAAAUACUAUGCUCUGAAAAAUAUGACUGAAGAAGAACAGCAGCAGCUGAUUGAUGACCACUUUUUGUUUGACAAACCUGUAUCUCCCCUGCUGUUGGCCUCUGGAAUGGCCCGGGAUUGGCCUGAUGCCAGGGGAAUAUGGCACAAUGACAACAAAACAUUCCUUGUGUGGGUGAAUGAAGAGGAUCACUUGCGUGUCAUCUCCAUGCAGAAAGGUGGAAACAUGAAGGAAGUGUUUACUCGUUUCUGCACAGGCCUCACAAAGAUUGAAGAGCUAUUCAAGAGUAAGGGGCGUGAGUUUAUGUGGAAUGAACACCUGGGCUACAUCCUCACCUGCCCUUCUAACCUGGGCACAGGUCUGCGUGCAGGUGUGCAUGUCAAACUCCCCAACCUGAGUAGGCACAAGAAGCUUGAUCAUGUGCUUAUGAAAUUACGCCUUCAAAAGCGUGGAACAGGUGGUGUGGACACUGCUGCAGUGGGUGGUGUGUUUGAUAUCUCUAAUGCUGACCGGCUGGGCUUCUCUGAGGUGGAGCUUGUUCAGAUGGUGGUAGAUGGAGUGAAGCUGCUGGUGGAGAUGGAGAAGCGACUAGAAAAUGGCAAGACCAUUAGUGACCUAAUACCUACUCAAAAGUAAAUUCAGCAAAAAACC